GCCAUGUGGCACAGACAACACUUUCUAUUGGAGCCAUGGGAGCUGUUUGGUUGCUUGUUUGUGUGCUGACGAUUUGUCUUGCCAACGGUUCUUGUUUGUCAAUUCGAGAUAUAAAUGAAAGAUCUGAUGAAGGGCUGCAGAGGACAUCAAGAGAUCUGUCUCCCAAUGACAUCUCCCUAAAGCAGGCCUUUGCACUGCUCCAGUCAAUGUUGGAGCAAGAAGUUUCAUGGGCCAACGAGACGUCGCGCAACGUGGUUCCCUGGGCCAACGAGACGUCGAGCGACCACUACGCCUCGAAGAACGAGACGUCGAGCGACGUGGUUUCCUGGGCCAACGAGACGUUGAGCGACUACAAUGUCCACUAUGCCUCGAAGAACGAGACGUCGAGCGACGUGGUUCCCUGGGCCAACGCGACGUCGAGCGACGUGGUUCCCUGGGCCAACGAGACGUCGAGCGACGUGGUUCCCUGGGCCAACGAGACGUCGAGCGACGUGGUUCCCUGGGCCAACGAGACGUCGAGCGACGUGGUUCCCUGGGCCAACGAGACGUCGAGCGACGUGGUUCCCUGGGCCAACGAGACGUCGAGCGACGUGGUUCCCUGGGCCAACGAGACGGCGAGCGACGUGGUUCCCUGGGCCAACGAGACGUCGAGCGACCACUACGCCUCGAAGAACGAGACGUCGAGCGACCACUACGCCUCGAAGAACGAGACGUCGAGUCGAGCGACCACUACGCCUCGAAGAACGAGACGUCGAGCGACCACUACGCCUCGAAGAACGAGACGUCGAGCGACCACUACGCCUCGAAGAACGAGACUUCGAGUGACGUGGUUCCCUGGGCCAACGAGACGUCGAGCGACGUGGUUCCCUGGGCCAACGAGACGUCGAGCGACGUGGUUCCCUGGCUAUCAAGACGGCGAGCGACCACAACGUCCACUAUGCCUCGAAAAACGAGACGUCGAGCGACGCGGUUCCCUGGGCCAACGAGACGUCGAGCGACGCGGUUCCCUGGGCCAACGAGACGGCGAGCGACUCGGUUCCCUGGGCCAACGAGACGUCGAGCGACCACUACGCCUCGAAGAACGAGACGUCGAGCGACUACAACGACCACCACGCCUUGAAGAACGAGACGUCGAGCGACCACCACGCCUUGAAGAACGAGACGUCGAGCGACCACCACGCCUCGGCAAGCGACGUGUCCAUUACAGUAACCAUGUCUCUGACUGCAGCUCUGCUUUGAUCUGUGCUGUAAAUAAACUCUUAACCCACAUAUUUGUUUCCUCAUUUCUCUCGGAGGGGGUGCCUGGGAAAAUGCAAUCUUGUGUCUUGCACAAACAUCUCUUGGAUACAUUAGGACUGCAAGUUAGUUUGUGUGCAAAUAUCGAUAUUAAUUCCCAAUUUUGGUCUUUUAUUAGAUAAAGCCAAUAUUACCAUAUUACCCUUAUUGA
Messenger RNA from Cottoperca gobio, 1447 nucleotides. RefSeq names its product pentatricopeptide repeat-containing protein At1g10270-like. The transcript is spliced from 6 exons. The coding region runs from base 36 to 1418 and encodes 460 amino acids. NCBI's taxonomy places the organism in Eukaryota, Metazoa, Chordata, Actinopteri, Perciformes, Bovichtidae. The record is from RefSeq and is a predicted model, not a curated record.